AUGGCGGAGGAGCAAAAGACGACCAAGGUUGACAUAGAAUCUCCGACGGUCUUGCCUCCGGAAAAGGAAACAACACCUGCUCCAGUGGAAGCUUCUAAAGACGUGGCGGAGGAGAAAGUUCAUGAUCCACCUCCACCUCCCCUCGAGUCCAAAGCUCUUGCCGUUGUCGAAAAACCCAUUGAGGAGCCUACACCAAAGAAAAGUUCAUCUGGUUCAGUCGAUAGAGAUGUGAAACUUGCAGACUUGGAAAAAGAAAAGAAAACUUCAUUCAUCAAAGCAUGGGAAGAGAGUGAGAAGUCAAAAGCAGAGAACAAGGCACAAAAGAAGGUAUCUGAUGUGCUUGCUUGGGAGAACAGCCAGAAAGCAGCCAUUGAAGCCCAACUCAGGAAGAUUGAAGAAAAAUUGGAGAAGAAGAAGGCAGAGUACGGUGAGAAAAUGAAGAACAAAGUGGCUGCGAUUCACAAACAAGCCGAAGAAAAAAGAGCAAUGGUUGAAGCUAAAAGAGGAGAGGAGCUUCUUAAAGCUGAAGAAAUGGCUGCCAAGUACAGAGCCACCGGUGUUGUACCCAAGGCAACUUGUGGAUGUUUCUAA
Messenger RNA from Eruca vesicaria subsp. sativa (arugula), 591 nucleotides. The record is from the annotation of a GenBank genome assembly. NCBI's taxonomy places the organism in Eukaryota, Viridiplantae, Streptophyta, Magnoliopsida, Brassicales, Brassicaceae.